AUGCAGGUCCAUGCCACGCUACUCACUAGUGGAAUAAACAUGAACAUCUUUUCUCUUAAUUCAAAGCUUGUUGGAAUGUAUGCUAGUUGUGCUGACAUUAAAUCAGCAAGGCUUUUGAUUCAAAAUAUUCAACACCCCAAUGUUUUUGCAUUUAAUUGGAUGGUUUUGAGGUUGGCAUAUGAUGGUUACUUUGAUGAUGCAUUGUUGUACUUUCGUUGGAUGCGUGAGGUUGGGCACAUGGGCAACAAUUUCACUUUUUCCAUUGUUCUCAAGGCGUGUGUUGGCUUGAUGGACGUGAAAAUGGGGAGGCAGGUUCAUGCCAUUGUUUGUGAAAUGGGUUUUCAAAAUGAUGUCUCCAUUGCCAAUGCUCUUAUAGAUAUGUAUGGUAAAUGUGGGGGCAUGUCUUAUGCUCGUCGGGUGUUUGAUGGAAUGCGUGAGAGAGAUGUUGCCUCGUGGACUUCGAUGAUUUGUGGGUUUUGUAACGUGGGGGAGAUUGAGCAGGCGCUGGUGUUGUUUGAGAGGAUGAAGUUGGAAGGGUUGGAGCCGAAUGAUUUCACAUGGAAUGUGAUUCUUGCUGCUUAUGCUCGUUCAAGUGAUAGCAGCAAAGCUUUUGCUUUCUUUGAGAGGAUGAAAAGGGAAGGUUUUACUCUUGAUGUGGUUUCAUGGAAUGCGUUGAUUUCUGGAUUUGUACAAAAUCAUCAAGUCAGGGAAGCGUUUGAAAUAUUUCAGGAGAUGAUGCUUUCAGGGAUUCAGCCCAAUCAAGUGACUGUUGUGGCACUGCUUCCUGCAUGUGGAUCAGCAGGUUAUAUCAAAUGGGGAAGAGAAAUUCAUGGAUUUAUAUACCGGAAGGGGUUUGAUGCGAAUGUUUACAUUGCUAGUGCUCUUAUUGACAUGUAUUCGAAGUGUGGGAGUGUGAAAGAUGCUCAGAAUGUUUUUGACAAGAUCCCAUGUAAGAAUGUUGCAUCAUGGAACGCAAUGAUUGAUUGCUAUGGUAAGUGUGGCAUGGUUGAUUCCUCCUUGGCACUGUUUAAAAAAAUGAAGGAAGAAGGACUGCAGCCGAAUGAAGUUACUUUUACAUGUAUUCUUUCAGCAUGCAGCCAUAGUGGUUCAGUGCAGGAAGGUUUAGAGAUUUUCUCUUCAAUGAAAGAGUGUUAUGGGAUUGAGGUAAGCAUGCAGCAUUAUGCUGGUGUUGUUGAUCUCUUGUGCCGUUCAGGAAGGGCGGUUGAAGCAUAUAAAUUUUUCAAAGCCUUGCCAAUACAAGUCACAGAGUCAAUGGUUGGAGCUUUUCUAAAUGGGUGCAAAGUCCAUGGAAGAAGAGAUCUAGCUAAAAUGAUGGAAGAGGAAAUAAUGAGAAUUAAGUUAAAAGAACCUGCUAGCUUUGUUGCAUUAUCAAAUAUUUAUGCUGCUGAUGGUGACUGGGAAGAGGUUGGGAAUGUAAGGAAUGUGAUGAAAGAAAGAAAUGUCCACAAGCAGCCUGGUUUUAGUUGGCUUGAAAAGCAAUGCAAGAUUCCUGAAGGGGAGAAAGAGGAAGAAGGGGACAAAAUGGCCAGUGGAUUGGAUACGGGACAUUAUAUAGUAUGA
Molecule: messenger RNA, 1581 nt
Organism: Cajanus cajan (pigeon pea)
Lineage: Eukaryota; Viridiplantae; Streptophyta; Magnoliopsida; Fabales; Fabaceae
Product: pentatricopeptide repeat-containing protein At5g59600
Biological process (GO): RNA modification
Molecular function (GO): protein binding; RNA binding
Source: RefSeq, a predicted model, not a curated record